ACUAUUUUUUGAAUUGCAUGAAAAUAUCUUAAAAUUUAACACGAUGGAAAGCUAAUUUUUACAUUUAAUGCUAUAUUUAUUUGUAGUUUCUUUUGGUUAGUGACAUUGGCCACACUGUGAUCGGCUGUCAACUGUCACUAUCUAGACCAAAGGGCCCCCAAUUCAGACGGUUUUUGCAGCCUUUCUUUCAAUUAAAACAACGUAAGAUGUCUAAAUUAAUAGCACAGGCUCCAGUUUUGGCCGCAAGACUGGCAGCAGAGGCAAAACCACGUCUUGAGACAUUUGUGAAGUACGCAAAAGUGGAGCUGACACCCCCAACUCUUGGAGAUAUCCCCGAAAUUCGCAAUGGUAUAAGUCGAUUGGUCAAUGGAGCAAGGACAGGGCGCUGGAAGGAAACCCCUGUCAAAGAGGCAUGGUUAAACACACUUGUUACAAUUGAAGUAUUGUGCUGGUUUUACGUAGGGGAAUGUAUUGGUAAACGUCACAUUGUGGGAUACGAUGUUUAAAAAAUUGUUAAAUAACACGAUUGUAGUUCAUAUUCUUCUCGUAAAUGUAUAAAAGUAUUCAAUCUUU
Molecule: messenger RNA, 573 nt
Organism: Tribolium madens (black flour beetle)
Lineage: Eukaryota; Metazoa; Arthropoda; Insecta; Coleoptera; Tenebrionidae
Gene: ATPsynG
Product: ATP synthase subunit g, mitochondrial
Exons: 2
Coding region: 207-506 (99 amino acids)
Biological process (GO): proton motive force-driven ATP synthesis
Molecular function (GO): proton transmembrane transporter activity
Source: RefSeq, a predicted model, not a curated record